Molecule: messenger RNA, 768 nt
Organism: Phodopus roborovskii (desert hamster)
Lineage: Eukaryota; Metazoa; Chordata; Mammalia; Rodentia; Cricetidae
Product: synaptotagmin-15-like
Exons: 5
Coding region: 1-768 (255 amino acids)
Biological process (GO): cellular response to calcium ion; calcium-ion regulated exocytosis; regulation of dopamine secretion
Molecular function (GO): clathrin binding; syntaxin binding; calcium ion binding
Source: RefSeq, a predicted model, not a curated record
AUGUGCUUCCUGGGUGGCCUGUGCAGUGCCCUGAGGCCACAUCGACAUCUGUGGUCCCUGCUGCCACUGAGGGCCAUGUUAGAAUCUGUGAUCCUGUUGCAGAUGGGGGCCGUGUGGAUGCCCAUGGCUGAUAUUACUGCUGAAGGUCGUGUGGAUGUAUCCAGCAGAAGUAUCACUCAGAGAGUGCUGAAGUUCUCUGUGUACCAUGUAAAUGGGCAAAGGAGGCACCAGCUCCUCGGGCACGUGCUAUUCCCCCUGAAGAAUGAGAUUCUUGCAGGGGACUGCCACCAUAUCAUCUGGAGAGUCCUUGAAGCCGAGAACCUAGAGCCUCCCUCAGAGUUUGGUGACCUUCAGUUCUGCCUCAGCUACAACAACUACCUGAGCAGCCUGACUGUGGUUGUGCUCCCUGCCAAAGGUCUCCAGCUCCAGGAAGACAGGGGUGUUGUCAGUGUGUUCAUCAAAGUGUCCCUGAUGAAUCACAACAAAUUCGUCAAGUGCAAGAGGACUUCUGUGCUGGGCUCUGUCAACCCUGUGUACAAUGAAACCUUUAGUUUCAAGGCUCACGCCAAUGAGCUGGACACUGCCAGCCUUAGUCUGACGGUGCUGCAGAUCCAAGAAGGAGACAAGAGCUACCCACUGGGCCGUGUGAUAGUGGGACCCUACAUGUAUACCCGAGGUAAGGAGCUGGAACACUGGGACCAGAUGCUCCGCAAGCCCAAGGAGAUGGUAACGCGCUGGCAUGCACUCUGCCGCCCCGCAGAACCCUGA